This is a messenger RNA of Pichia membranifaciens NRRL Y-2026, 882 nucleotides long. RefSeq lists its product as hypothetical. The transcript has a single exon. The coding region runs from base 1 to 882 and encodes 293 amino acids. Gene Ontology annotation, cellular component: mitochondrion. Gene Ontology annotation, biological process: alternative respiration. Gene Ontology annotation, molecular function: alternative oxidase activity. The record is from RefSeq and is a predicted model, not a curated record. NCBI's taxonomy places the organism in Eukaryota, Fungi, Ascomycota, Pichiomycetes, Pichiales, Pichiaceae.
AUGACCACUAAGGAGGAGAAGAAGGAGGGACCCUUCUUGGUCAAGUCGGUGUACGAGCACCCGGGCUACUCCAAGGAGGACAUGCACGCCGUGAAGUACGAGCAUCGCCCCGUACAGAGCUUUAGGGACGCCAUCACUUUUGGAUUCAUGGUGGGGCUAAGACGCUCUUUUGACCUCUGCACCGGCUACAUCGAGCCCCGGGACGAGAAGCACCAGAUAGAAAUCGGUAAGGGCCCUAACAGAAUGACCGUCGAGAAGUGGUUGACCAGAGUCAUUAUUUUGGAGUCGGUUGCAGGCAUCCCCGGCGCUGUCGCAGGCUUUUUGCGUCAUCUGAACUCUAUCCGGAUGUUCAGAAGAGACAUGGCUUUUAUUGACACCUUGUACGAUGAGGCGUUCAAUGAGAGAAUGCACUUACUCACUUUCUUGAAGAUGGCCAAGCCAACAAUCUUCACCAGAGCUUUGUUGUGGGUUGGCCAGGGGCUUUUUGCCAAUGCUUUCUUCAUGGUUUACUUGGUAUCUCCAAAAACCUGCCACAGGUUUGUUGGCUACUUGGAAGAGGAGGCCGUCAGCACCUACACAAGAUGCAUCCGUGACAUGGAGCUCGGACUCUGCCCAGAGCUGGAGCAGCAGCCUGUACCACAGAUCGCCAAGGACUACUGGAACAUGGGCGAUGACGCUACUAUGUAUGAUCUGAUCCAAUACAUCAGGGCCGAUGAAGCAAAGCACAGAGAAGUGAACCACACCUUUGCCAACCUCCAGCAGAAAGGGGAGGACAGAAACCCCUUUGCUUUGACCAUCGAGGACGACCCAAGACCACAGCCUUCCCGUACACUCAAGAACCACCAUGCCAAGGGCUGGGAGAAGAAUGAGUUGAUCCUCUGA